CUCCCACCACCUCCUUUACAUUAUUCUUUUUGAUUUAUUUUUGAUUCAUUUCUGUUAGAAGCCCAUCGCCAUGGUGAACAUAUUUAAGCGGAUCCAUAAGCUCCGAGCACUGCUGAACGUCCGCAUCGGCCCCGGAGCAGCAACCCUCCCGAGCAGCUCGACGGCAACGAAAGAUUUCCCGCCCAUCACACGGCUGCACCUCACAUACGCGCGCAAGAUCUACGGCGGCCACCAAGGCGCACGACACUUCUGGCGCGAAUGCCUCCCCCGAUUGAAAUAUUAUAACCCUGGCGUUUCGAUGAGCGUCAAGCAGACGACCGAGCAAGACGGACCAGCCACGUUAACCAUUUACUUUGACGGAGAGGUCAGCAAGACAUCUUCAUCAGGAGGAGGAGCAGGAGGAGCAGGGGCAGAAACAGACGGAUACGCUCCCGCUGCGACAUCCACCGAGAAGACGGCAAGCAUCAAUCUCAAGGAUCUGGAUUAUCAGGAGAUCUGGCGGCGGGUGCAGGCCGUCACGGGCGCGAGUGCCGUCCCGUCUAAACCGGAGGAAGAGGCGGAGAUGGCGCGCUACAAGGCUUUGCGUGGCAAGGCGCAGGAAGAUAGAGCGCGGGUAGCCUCCAUCCGGCAGACGAAGAGGGAUCAAGAGCGUAUGUUGCUUGAGGCGAGGGGGGAGGUCGAAAGACUCCGACAGGCAUGA
This is a messenger RNA of Penicilliopsis zonata CBS 506.65, 700 nucleotides long. RefSeq lists its product as hypothetical. The record is from RefSeq and is a predicted model, not a curated record. Gene Ontology annotation, cellular component: mitochondrion. Gene Ontology annotation, molecular function: structural constituent of ribosome. The transcript is spliced from 2 exons. NCBI's taxonomy places the organism in Eukaryota, Fungi, Ascomycota, Eurotiomycetes, Eurotiales, Aspergillaceae. The coding region runs from base 71 to 700 and encodes 209 amino acids.